AUGGCUUCACGGAGAAUCGUUUCGUCUUUGAUUCGAUCCUCACUCCGUCCAUCUCCAUCCAGAUCCUCCAUCACCGCCUCAACAUCCAGACUUCGUGCUUCUCCUUCCCCGUCCGCUUACUUUCUCAACCGUGUAACGGAAUAUGCCACAGCUGCUGCUGCUGCAGCUCCCGCUCCUCCUCCGGCUAGGAAAAUUCCCGCUGCUGAUGGAAAGAUUACCGAUGAACGUACAGGGAAAGGUUCCAUUGGACAUAUUUGUGCGAUCAUUGGUGCUGUAGUGGAUGUGAGAUUCGAAGAUGGAGUGCCUCCGAUCCUUACCGCGCUUGAAGUUCUUGAAGGUAAUAUACGGAUUGUGUUGGAGGUUGCUCAACAUUUAGGUCAGGGUGUUGUUAGAACUAUUGCUAUGGAAGCUACUGAAGGUGUUGUUAGAGGAUGGCGCGUGCUCAAUACCGGUUCUCCCAUCAAUGUUCCCGUUGGCAGGGCUACCCUUGGACGAAUCAUGAAUGUUAUCGGAGAACCUAUCGACCACAAAGGAGAAUUCAAAACCGAGCAUUAUUUGCCCAUUCAUAGAGAGGCUCCUGCUUUUGUUGAGCAAGCAACUGAACAGCAGAUCCUUGUUACUGGUAUUAAGGUUGUUGAUUUGCUUGCACCAUACCAAAGAGGAGGAAAGAUUGGGUUGUUUGGUGGUGCUGGUGUAGGAAAGACUGUGCUUAUUAUGGAGCUUAUCAACAAUGUUGCUAAGGCUCAUGGUGGUUUCUCGGUUUUUGCCGGUGUUGGAGAAAGAACCCGAGAGGGUAAUGAUUUGUACCGAGAAAUGAUUGAGAGUGGUGUCAUUAAGUUGGAUGAUAAGCAGAGUGAAAGCAAAUGUGCUCUUGUGUAUGGUCAAAUGAACGAGCCACCUGGUUCUCGUGCCCGUGUUGGACUUACUGGACUCACUGUCGCCGAACACUUCCGUGAUGCUGAAGGACAAGACGUGCUGCUUUUCAUCGACAACAUUUUCCGCUUUACUCAAGCAAACUCAGAGGUGUCUGCUUUGCUUGGUCGUAUCCCAUCUGCUGUUGGUUACCAACCAACAUUGUCUACUGAUCUUGGAGAUCUUCAAGAGCGUAUUACAACCACCAAAAAGGGUUCAAUUACCUCUGUCCAAGCUAUCUAUGUGCCUGCUGAUGAUUUGACAGAUCCUGCUCCUGCUACCACCUUUGCUCAUUUGGAUGCUACAACAGUGUUGUCGAGACAGAUCUCCGAGCUUGGUAUCUAUCCUGCUGUCGAUCCAUUGGAUUCCACAUCUCAAGUUUUCACUGGUGCCCCUGGCAAAUAUGUUGACUUGAAGGAGAACAUUGCUAGUUUCCAGGGUGUGUUGGAUGGAAAAUACGACGCCCUUUCAGAGCAGGCAUUUUACAUGGUUGGUGGUAUUGAAGAGGUCAUUGCAAAGGCUGAGAAGAUUGCUAAAGAAAAUGCAUAA
Molecule: messenger RNA, 1461 nt
Organism: Vicia faba (fava bean)
Lineage: Eukaryota; Viridiplantae; Streptophyta; Magnoliopsida; Fabales; Fabaceae
Source: the annotation of a GenBank genome assembly